GAGAGCUGAGCUGGCUUUACCGACAGAUAUAGUGGAAAGGUUAGAAGGAAGGGAGUCAUUGAUCUUAGAGUAGGUUUACAAUGGCGAAAUUAAUCGUUUUGGGCGCUGUUGUCUUUGUCCUUUUGAGUAUUUGCAAUGCUGAGACCUGCACAGACCCCGACUUCACAUCUUCUUAUUACACAACCUCCGAUGCGGUGAUAGCCUCAGAGACAGCUUUCAUUGUGGAGAUCUCUCUCACGUGUAAGAAUGGUGCCCAGAAUGUGGCAUUGUAUGCAGAUGUUAAUGGAAAACAGUUUCCUGUCACUCGUGGCCAAGAUGUUGGUCGCUAUCAGGUUUCCUGGAGUGUGGAACACAAAAAUGCUCGUUCAGGGUCAUAUGAAGUAAAGUUCUUCGAUGAAGAGUCAUACAGUGUCUUACGCAAGGCACAGAGAAACAAUGAGGAUCUUUCUACUAUCAAACCACUCUUCACUGUUAACGUUGAUCAUCGAGGUGCGUGGAGUGGACCCUGGAUCUCUACUGAAGUCAUUGCAGCAGCAAUUGGAAUUACUGUUUAUUAUCUAGCAUUUACUGCAAAAAGUACCAUCCAAGCAUAGGCACAUCAUGGUUAAGGAACAACUGAUUAUUUGAGAAAUCCUUUUGUGGGAUUUCCUUGUUUCAUUUGUUGACAGAGCAUCCAGUUUUUUUGCCUUGGUAAGGCUAAUGCACAAAUCUGAGCAAGAAGGAGAUGGUUCUGGAAUAGUUCAUGGAGGUCAUCUUAUGCUGAAAUUACAAAGAGAUCACAUUUUGUUU
Polypterus senegalus (gray bichir) is the source of this 789-nucleotide messenger RNA. It is a transcript of the gene ssr4, whose product is annotated as signal sequence receptor, delta. The record is from RefSeq and is a predicted model, not a curated record. The transcript has 6 exons. Lineage: Eukaryota; Metazoa; Chordata; Cladistia; Polypteriformes; Polypteridae. Bases 81 to 593 code for a protein of 170 amino acids. Gene Ontology annotation, cellular component: endomembrane system; endoplasmic reticulum; membrane.